AUGAGGAAGCAAUCCAGUGGUGACAGUGAAAACCAGACCACCUGGCUGAUUCUAGUGGGCUUUUGGGAGUUGCAACACCUGGGCUUCCUGUCCUUCACCCUCUUUCUUGUCAUCUAUGUUGUGACAGUUGGAGGCAAUGUCCUCAUCAUGCUGGUUGUAGCCUCCAAUCGAACACUCCACACACCCAUGUACUUCUUCCUCUGCCACUUCUCCCUCCUAGAGAUCGGCUACAUCUCCAACAUUAUGCCUGGGCUGUUACAGAGUUUGCUGAAAGGAAAGGAAGUUAUCUCACUGGUCAGCUGCCUGAUCCAGUUCUACACAUUUGCCUCACUGGCUGCAGCUGAAUGCCUCUUGCUCUCAGUCAUGUCCUAUGACCGCUACUUGGCCAUCUGCCAUCCCCUUCACUACCCUGUUCUUAUGAGCACCUGGUUUUGUACCUGCCUGGCCGGUGGUGCCUGGGUCAGUGGUUUCUUCUUCUCUUCCUUUACUCUGGCCCUGGCAGCCCCUCUAUCCCUCUGUCCUGGCAGCAGGGAGAUCGACCACUACUUCUGUGACUUCAGUCCAGUUGUAGGACUGUUCUGUGGGAAUGUGAGGGUCAUGUGGGGAGCUGGAGUCAGCAUCUCAGGCUUCCUGACAGUGGCCCCCUUCCUGUUGAUUGUGACAUCCUAUGCCUUCAUCCUGAGGGCUGUGCUACAAAUACCUUCAGGCCAUGGGCGACAGAAAGCCUUCUCCACCUGUUCCUCCCACCUCAGUGUGGUUGGAGUGUUCUAUGGCACCCUCAUUGUAGUCUAUGUAGCCCCAACAAGCCACAUGGUCCCCUUGUUUCAAAAAGCCUUCUCUGUCCUCUACACUGUCCUCACUCCCAUGGUCAACCCCAUCAUCUAUAGCCUCAAGAACCAAGAGGUAAAAGGGGCUCUGCAUAGACUCUGGGGACAGCUCAUCCUAAGACACACACUCCUGAGAAGGACAAUUUCUUCCUCAUUUUCAGCUUAG
Messenger RNA from Castor canadensis (American beaver), 993 nucleotides. Its product is annotated as olfactory receptor 11A1-like. Lineage: Eukaryota; Metazoa; Chordata; Mammalia; Rodentia; Castoridae. Gene Ontology annotation, cellular component: membrane. Gene Ontology annotation, biological process: G protein-coupled receptor signaling pathway. The record is from RefSeq and is a predicted model, not a curated record. Gene Ontology annotation, molecular function: olfactory receptor activity; G protein-coupled receptor activity.